Messenger RNA from Chanos chanos (milkfish), 2830 nucleotides. RefSeq names its product unc-45 myosin chaperone A (gene unc45a). NCBI's taxonomy places the organism in Eukaryota, Metazoa, Chordata, Actinopteri, Gonorynchiformes, Chanidae. Bases 1 to 2814 code for a protein of 937 amino acids. Gene Ontology annotation, cellular component: cytoplasm. Gene Ontology annotation, molecular function: Hsp90 protein binding. The transcript is spliced from 18 exons. The record is from RefSeq and is a predicted model, not a curated record.
AUGUCGCAGGACACCUCUGCCCUGAGAGAAGAGGGCAAUAACUUCUUUAAAGGUGGCGACAUACAGGGAGCUCUCUCCUGCUACACGAAAGCUCUCAAACUCAGUGACAACCAGUCAGAGAGCGCGAUCUUAUACCGCAAUCGCGCAGCAUGCUACCUUAAACUCGAGGACUUCUCCAAGGCGGAGGCAGAUGCUUCCAAAGCGCUGGAUUCCGACCCUGGUGACAUCAAAGCCCGGUUCCGCCGUGCCCAGGCUCUGCACAAGCUCGGCCGUUUGGAUCAGGCCUUUUUGGACGCUCAAAAGUGUGCGCAGAUUGAGCCAAAAAACAAGGCUUUUCAGGAAUUAUUGCGAACUUUAGGGGCACAGAUCCAACAGAAGGCGGUACAGCUCUCCUCCACUGAUGCUCGAGUGCAGCAGAUGUUUAAACUCCUCACAGACAACACAGCUCAGCUCUCAGACAGGCAGAAGGCUGCCCAGAAUCUGGUGGUUCUGGCUCGUGAUGACGCAGGAGCAGAGCAGAUCUUCCGUAACGAUGGUGUGAAGCUUCUUCAGAAACUUCUGGGCUCUUCACAUGAGGAUCUGGUCCUCUCCGCUCUCAGGACCCUGGUUGGAUUGUGUACAGGACAUCAGUCUAGGACCAUGGCGAUCGUAAAUGAGCUGGGAAUGGAGCAGCUGUGUGGGGUCAUGGGGUCGGGGGCAUCGGGCGUGUCCCUUGCAGCCUGUCACUUGCUGCAGGUCAUGUUUGAGGCUCUGACAGAGGGCAUGAAGAAGGAAGUCAGAGGGAAAGAUGAGGCUAUCCUACCAGAGCCAUCCCGUGAGUUGCGUUCAAUGCUGCGUCAGCUCAUCGACAUGUUGCCUGCGUUCAGCGUGUCCGGAGCAGGGAGAGACAGUGCUAUUAACCUGUUAGUCAAGCAGGUCCCUCGCAAGUCUCAGAAGCAUCCAGACAACUCUCUCACCCUUUGGGUCAUUGACCAGGGGCUGAAGAAGAUUCUGGAAGUGGCCGGGACAGUCCCAGAGAUGGGUGAGGGCCUGCCGCUCACCGAUAACACACCAAUGAGCUGCUCUGUGCUACUGAACAAACUGUACGAUGACCUGAAGUGUGACAGCGAGAGAGAAAACUUUAACCGUCUCUGUGAGGAAUAUGUUAAGUAUCACUUUGGCUGUCCAGGGUUGGAGAGUAAGCUCCGUGCUAUCCAGACUGUUUCUGUGCUGCUGCAGGGACCCAGUGAUGUGGGGAACCGUGCGCUGGAGAUGUCUGGGAUCAUGGAUGCGGUCAUCUCUCUGUGUGCCUCUGAGAACAUCGUCCACCAGCAGGUGGCAGUAGAGACCCUCAUCCACGCCGCAGGCAAAGCCAAGAGGGCCUCGUUCAUCACGGCCAACGGAGUGGCGCUGCUGAAAGACCUGUAUAAGAAGAGUGAAAACGACCGCAUACGCGUGCGAGCUCUAGUUGGCUUGUGUAAGCUUGGAUCAGCAGGUGGAACAGAUUUCAGUAUGAAGCAGUUUGCAGAGGGAUCCACUCUGAAACUGGCCAAGCAAUGUAGAAAGUGGUUAUGCAAUGAAGCUUUGCCCCCAAACUCUCGGCGCUGGGCAAUGGAGGGCUUGGCGUACCUCACAUUCGAUGCGGAUGUGAAAGAGGAUUUGGUGGAGGACAAGAACGCCCUGCAGGCAAUGUUUCAGCUGGCAAAGGUAGGCACUGAAGAUAAGACAGUGUUGUUUGCCAUUGGCUCCACGCUUGUGAAUUGCACUAACAGCUAUGACAUAGAGAAACCAGACCCACAGAUGGUUGAACUGGCCAAAUAUGCUAAACAGCACGUACCUGAGGAACAUCCCAAGGAUGCUCAGUCAUUUGUGGAGAAGCGGUUGGUGAAGUUGUUGGAGGCUGGGGUGGUGUCUGCUCUGGUGUGUAUGGUGAAGCAGGAGAGCCCUGCUAUGACAGACUCGUGUAGAGAAUGUAUCGCCAGGGUGUUCUUGGCACUGGUGGAGCGGCAGGAAGACAGAGGGACUGUGGUGGCACAGGGAGGUGGAAAAGCUCUGAUCCCGUUGGCUUCAGAAAGCACGGACAUGGGUAAGAUUAAAGCCGCCCAGGCCUUGGCCAAGAUCACCAUUACAUCCAACCCAGAGAUCGCCUUCCCAGGAGAGAGGGUCUAUGAGGUGGUACGUCCAUUGGUGAGUCUUUUGGCUCUGGAUUGCUCAUCGUUGCAGAACUUUGAGGCUCUGAUGGCCCUCACCAACUUAGCUGGUAUCAGUGAGAGACUAAGACAGAAGAUCAUUAAGGAGAAAGCAGUGCCUAAAGUGGAGGGUUACAUGUUUGAGGAGCACGAGCUGAUCCGUGCUGCGGCCACAGAGUGUAUGUGUAACCUGGUCCUGAGCACCGAGGUUCAGAAGCUGUACUUCGCCACAGACAGUGACCGUCUGAAGCUGGUGGUGCUGUACUGUGGUGAGGAUGACGAGCGUCUGAGGAAGGCUGCGUCGGGCACUCUGGCCAUGCUGACGGCUGAGCAGCCUGAGCUGUGUGGCCGUAUCCCUGGCACCACCUCCCACUGGCUGGAAAUUCUGCAGGCGCUGUUGCUUAGCGACAGUAAAGACCUACGUCACAGGGGUGUGGUGAUUGCUCUGAACCUGAUGCAGGCUGAGCGGAGCCUGGCUGAGAAACUGAUGGAGAGUGAGGCUUUGGAGAUCCUCUCCGUCCUGGCCAAGGGAAGUGAGGCUGACCAGGGUCCAGUGGCCUCCACUGCACAGCGCUGCCUGGAGAAAGCCAUGGAGUACGGUCUAAUCAGGAGCAACGACGGGGAAGGAACAAGAGCCAAGUCUUAAACUUAAACCAACAGUG